Messenger RNA from Heterocephalus glaber (naked mole-rat), 1918 nucleotides. It is a transcript of the gene Aadat, whose product is annotated as aminoadipate aminotransferase. Lineage: Eukaryota; Metazoa; Chordata; Mammalia; Rodentia; Bathyergidae. Gene Ontology annotation, molecular function: pyridoxal phosphate binding; L-kynurenine:2-oxoglutarate transaminase activity. The record is from RefSeq and is a predicted model, not a curated record. Gene Ontology annotation, biological process: biosynthetic process.
CGGGCACUGACGGGAGCGGGGUGCAGGUUUCUCCCGCCUUCGCCCGCGGAGGGAGUGCACGUGGGUCCUGUGACCCUAGGACAGGAAAGGGGCGGGCGCGAGAGCAGAGCCGCCAGGCAGAACGACUGGCCCCGUUAGGGGUGGUGGACUUUGCCUCUGCCGAUUCCAGGAAGCACAGGACUGAAGACUGCCAGCAGCCUGCACCCUGGGCACCGUGCGGGACUUCUAACGCUGGCGUUGCGCGUGAGGACUUAGGAGGCUGUCGCGUUUGGGAGUUUUGUGCUUUGUUUUUUUUCUAGUCCUGAGCUACUGAAGAAAGAGUUUGGUGCUUGACUGUCGGAGACAUGAAUUACGCACGGUUCGUUAAUGCGACCAGCGCAGCCAGAUACUUAUCUCCCAUCCGAACCUUGGCUGAUGUCCUGGUCAGGUCACCAAAAUCACUCAUCUCCUUGGCUCCUGGAUAUCCAAAUCCGAACACCUUUCCCUUUAAAGGUGCUAUUAUCACUUUAGAAGAUGGAAAUACCAUCCAGUUUGGAGAGGAAACCAUGAAGAUAGCACUUCAAUAUUCUACAAGUUCUGGAUUUCCAGAGCUUGUAUCUUGGCUAAAACAGUUGCAAAUAAAAUUGCAUAAUCCUCCCAACACCCAUUAUCCACCUAACCAAGGACAAAUGGAUCUCUGUGUCACAUCAGGCGCCCAAGAUGGUCUUUGUAAGGCAUUUGAAAUGAUAAUUAAUCCCGGAGAUAAUAUCCUCCUAAAUGAACCAGUGUAUUCAGGAACACUUCAAGCUCUGCUCCCACUGGGCUGCAACAUUAUUAAUGUUCCCAGUGAUGAGUUUGGGAUUAUCCCAGAUGCCCUCAAAGAAAUACUUUCCAAAUGGAAGCCAGAAGAUUCCAAGGACCCCACCAAAAACACCCCCAAAUUUCUCUAUACUGUUCCAAACGGCAACAACCCCACUGGAAACUCUUUGACAGGUGACCGCAAAAAGGAGAUCUACAAGCUUGCAAGCAAAUAUGAUUUCCUCAUAAUAGAAGAUGAUCCUUACUAUUUUCUCCAGUUCAACAAGCCCUGGGCACCAACAUUUCUCUCCAUGGAUGUUGAUGGGCGUGUCAUCAGAGCUGAUUCCUUUUCAAAAAUCCUCUCCUCAGGGUUGAGAGUAGGGUUUAUAACGGGCCCAAAGCCACUAAUAGAGAAAAUUGUUUUACACACACAAGUUUCAUCCCUGCACCCCUGCAGUUUCUCACAGCUCAUGAUAUCACAGCUUCUACAGCAAUGGGGAGAAGAAGGGUUCCUAGCUCACGUAGACAGGGUUAUUGAUUUCUACAGGAACCAGAGGGAUGCCUUAUUGGCAGCUGCAGAGAAGUGGUUAAGUGGUUUGGCAGAAUGGCAUGUACCUGUUGCUGGUAUGUUUUUAUGGAUUAAAAUUAAGGGCAUUUCUAAUUCACGGCAACUGAUUGAAGAAGAAGCCAUUAAGAAAGAGGUUUUACUGGUUCCCGGGAGUGCUUUCUACAAGGACAGCUCAGCUAAUAGCCCUUACUUCAGAGCCUGCUUCUCCAUGGUUUCUGCAGAAGAGAUGGAUGUGGCCUUCCAGAGAUUAGCUCAAAUUAUAAAAGAAUCUUUGUGAAGAAGUCCAACUAAUCAUACUCCUCAUGGGAUUUUCAGAUUAAUUAGUUCUGUGUUUUGUGUGAAGGAAACAAUUAUUGAUGCUAUUCUUUCAGAGUGAUGUCAAACAUAUUAUGUAUGUGUAUCUGUAGUAGUUUAACUCAACAACUUGUGAAAUUCCUUUAAAUCCAUCAGAUUGCAAAAAUGUAUUUGUAAGCCACUUAGGCUUUUCACUUUUUAAUCCGCAAAAAAAUUAUUUUUCUUAGAGAACUUUGUAGCUGCCUUAUAGUGUUGAAUAAAUUUUCGCUGAAACUAACA